AUGAAGACAGCAGUGUCAAAUUCGUUAGGAGACAAAUCUUUGAAAUUUUCAGAAAUUUGUGAUGCGGCAAUUGCUGAAGAAAUUCGCAGAAAGAGGAGUGGAAAAGAAUAUACUUCUUUACAAGGUUCAGCAUUGGCUGUCGAAAAAGGUAAAGAGAAGGUUGCGUCUGAUGACAGACGGAUGGGUGAAUUGAUGAAGUCGCGUCAGCAAACAGUUGCAUCAGAGAAGAUGAAUCCAGUAGGUACUGAGGUAAAUAAUGGAGUUUCAAUUCUGGCAGUAGACUUGAAUACAGUUGUCAAGUCAACAGUGGGAAGUGGGAAAGCAUGUGUGGUGAAGGAGUUAAUCGAAGCCAUUGAUGAGGAGAAGAAUUUGAUCACUUUCAAAGUGAUAGAUGGAGAUAUCUCGGAGCAUUACAAGAGCUUCAAGUUUACAAUGCAAUGCAUUCCAAAGAAAAAGGGAAGUGUUGUUCAUUGGACUUUGGAGUACGAGAAACAACAUGACAAAAUUCCAGAAUCCCAUGAGAGCUUGUUGGAGUUUUGUGUUGACGUCUCCAAAGAUCUUGAUGCUCACCUCAUGAAAAUGGAAAAUCUGGGGAAGCCUUCAAUGGAAAAGGAGAUAAUCGAAGCUGUUGAUGAAGAGAAAAAUUCGAUCACUUUCAAAGUGAUGGCCGAGGGGGACCUUUUAGAGGAAUAUAAGAGCUUCAAGUUUAUAUUCCAAUUUAUUCCUAAGGUUAAUGGGAGUGUUGUUCAUUGA
Momordica charantia (bitter melon) is the source of this 753-nucleotide messenger RNA. Lineage: Eukaryota; Viridiplantae; Streptophyta; Magnoliopsida; Cucurbitales; Cucurbitaceae. The record is from RefSeq and is a predicted model, not a curated record.